CGACUUGUCAAAUCAAAUUAUCAACUACAACUUACAAGUUCCGAGUACACAUACAUUUACUUGCAGAUUUAUUAUUUUCAAAUAGUUUAUUGUUAAAGUUUUUAUUAAAAUGGCAGAAUCUGUCACUGAAAUCCCGAUAAAUAUAGAAGAGACCGUUAAAGAAGUAAUACAGAAUGCUACCGAAAAACCUCCAAAUAGUAUUGAAGGUGUUGCGAUUGCAUAUCUUAGUUUGGUGAUAAUGGCUAUUUUGCCGAUAUUCUUUGGAUCUUUUCGUUCUGUAAAAUACCUUAAAGAACAAAAGGAGUCAGGCGAGCGAGCUGAAACAAUGUCCAACAAGGAUGCUCUUAUGUUCCCCAUCAUUGCUUCGUGUGCCCUCUUUGGUCUCUACAUAUUCUUCCAGUUCUUCUCUAAGGAGUACAUCAACCUGCUUCUCACUGGCUACUUCUUCUUCCUAGGAGUAUUGGCGCUUAGUCAUUUAUUAAGCCCUAUAAUCGCGCUGGUAGUCCCCGCGUCAGUACCCAACGUACCCUACCACAUCCUGUUCACGCGCGGCGACCAGGACGCGCGCUCCGACAUCGUCAACUACAAGUUCACCUCGUACGACGUCAUCUGCCUCGUCAUAUCCCUCAUCCUGGGCGCCUGGUAUCUCUUCAAGAAGCACUGGAUCGCGAACAACCUGUUCGGCAUCGCGUUCGCCAUCAAUGGCGUCGAACUUUUGCACCUGAAUAAUGUGGUAACGGGCUGCAUUCUGCUGUGUGGGCUGUUCCUUUAUGACAUCUUCUGGGUGUUCGGCACCAACGUCAUGGUCACCGUCGCCAAAUCCUUCGAGGCCCCCAUCAAACUGGUGUUCCCUCAAGACCUGCUCGUGAACGGUCUGAACGCCAGCAACUUCGCCAUGCUGGGUCUGGGUGACAUCGUGGUGCCGGGCAUCUUUAUCGCGCUGCUGCUCCGCUUCGACAAAAGCCUGGCGCGCGGCUCCGAACUGUACUUCCGUGCCACCUUCUCCGCGUACGUCCUGGGCCUGCUGGCCACCAUCCUCGUGAUGCACAUGUUCAAGCACGCGCAGCCGGCGCUGCUGUACCUGGUGCCCGCGUGUCUGGGCACGCCGCUGGCGAUCGCUCUGCUCAAAGGAGAUAUCAAUGCCUUGUUCAAUUAUGAAGACCAACCAGCGCUUGUGGAAACGCCAGAGACAAGUAAAACAAAAAAAUCUGAAUAGAAGACAUUUUAAUGGUAACAAAUAAAUGACAAGCACAAAGUUAAGCACAGCAUUAUGUAGUGAUAAAAAAGGGGGGGGGGGGGGGGGCAUACAACUGGUGAUUUAAACUCUAAUAUUUACAUCAUUUGAAUUCUAACUUUAAACACUCUAUUCUCACAUAUUAUAUUAUGUAACCAAAUUGUCGGAUUUAAAAUAAUUGUAUGAAACAAUGUCAAUAUCCAUUUUACUAUAGUGUAAAAUACAUCAUUUAUAAUUUUUGUCCUGUAAAUAGGACAAUUAUAUGGUCUCAAAGUAUUAUUGGUGUAUAAAUAUUCACAGACAAAAACUGUUGAAGGGAAAAAGUUGUGAAAUUGACUCAAAUUUUUGUAUUGUCUUUGAUAUCUAGUUGUGGGUAGGUGUAUAAAACUAUAAAAGCAUUUUUGGUAGUCAAUGGUGAAAGUUAUGUUAGUGUUACUGUAUAAAAAUAAUUGUGUCUUAUCCCCAUUUUUUUCCCCACUCCUAUCUAGAAGUUGUUGCUUGCACAUUCUGUGCAUCCAACUUUGUUUUCUUGAGUAGUAAUACUUCAAUAGAUAAGCUUUCUUUCAUGCCUGAUGUACUGUUUUUAUUUUUUCUUAGUGGUACACGGAAAUUCGAAUUAGACAUAAAAGUAUGUAAACGGGUACAAUCUUUUAUCUCUUACCCAAAUCUUAUGUGGGCGUUGAUCUUUCUUCCAUUGCUAUUUAAUAUAUAAGAAGAAUCUUAUUUCUAUAUGGCAACACAUGUUAGUGCUGUCAAAUUAAUAUUUUUUAUUACGAAUAUUUUUAUAUUGAACGAAAUCGAUGUAAAUAUCUAAGUUAGGAGACAGCAAUUUUUUGUUUGCUUUUGUCGAAAGUUUGCAUUAUAUACUUAAAUAUUAUAAUAUAAUAUAUUAAAUCUUGUUAUGUAUUUUAUUUUGUAAUAAUCAUUUUAGCUAUUAACUUAGACAUGACUUAUAAAAAUUAUUUUUUGAUGUUUAUGAUGUGAAAUAUUAUUUGUUUUCUAUUCAAAUGGAUAAGUUAAAAUCCUUGAAGAUUAAUGAUAAUUUCCUUUUUUCUUAUUACAUAUAAAGAAAAUUUUAAUAUGUUGCAUUUAAUUGAAUUCACAUUGAAAUGUUUGAGAUCACUCUAAAUUACUCAAGUUAUUCCGAGAUAUCCACAAAUAUUAUAUUCAAAUGAUCUUAAGCUUUAUAAUAAAUUAUUAUUCACCACUUUGAGUGUUAUAGGCAUAAUACAAACUAAUAUAUAAUAAUUAAAAUAAAAUUCUUAGUUGCAUAUGCCCAAGGGGGAAAUCUUAGACAUAAUAUUAUUAUUUAUAAUAUGGGCGGGGAAUCAACUAAUGUCAUGAUGCUGCCGGGUGUGUUUCAUCAGAGUGCAAAAAGAACAACAGAUCAUGUUAAUAAUAAAGUGUUCAGUGGCUUCCAUAUUCUUUUUCUGAUCCUGUUAACAUUGAUUAAGUAACAUUUGAACUAAAGUUGGUAAUAGAUUUAUGUCAAUAAGGUUUUGUUUGCAAGCUUUAUUUGAAGUUUGUGUUGUGUUCGUAUAAACCAUUGUAUCUGUUAUAUGUGUGAACUUGUAAAAAUAAUUAUGUAUUGCAACAAUCUCCAUGUCGAUUGGACUAAGAAAUAAAUAUUGGAUAUUAAAUUA
Messenger RNA from Leptidea sinapis, 2877 nucleotides. RefSeq names its product minor histocompatibility antigen H13. Gene Ontology annotation, molecular function: aspartic endopeptidase activity, intramembrane cleaving. Bases 110 to 1216 code for a protein of 368 amino acids. The record is from RefSeq and is a predicted model, not a curated record. The transcript is spliced from 6 exons. Gene Ontology annotation, cellular component: membrane; cytoplasmic side of endoplasmic reticulum membrane; lumenal side of endoplasmic reticulum membrane. NCBI's taxonomy places the organism in Eukaryota, Metazoa, Arthropoda, Insecta, Lepidoptera, Pieridae. Gene Ontology annotation, biological process: membrane protein proteolysis.